Molecule: messenger RNA, 1415 nt
Organism: Helicoverpa zea (corn earworm)
Lineage: Eukaryota; Metazoa; Arthropoda; Insecta; Lepidoptera; Noctuidae
Gene: ac
Product: achaete-scute complex protein T3-like
Exons: 2
Coding region: 137-856 (239 amino acids)
Biological process (GO): regulation of transcription by RNA polymerase II; developmental process
Molecular function (GO): protein dimerization activity; RNA polymerase II transcription regulatory region sequence-specific DNA binding; DNA-binding transcription factor activity, RNA polymerase II-specific
Source: RefSeq, a predicted model, not a curated record
GCUGCCGCCGCUCGCGCUCGCCUCUAACCGAAAGCUCCCACAAAACCUUCCCCUAUCGCGCAGUGCUUUUCCGAUAGCCGCGCCGACCGGUCGUGCUCAGUAUUCGCCGUGACCGCCCGCGCCGUACGCACGUAAAAUGCUACAAGAAAUUCAACUUGUUCAAGGUCAGACGAACUACGUAGUCGUCGCGUCCGGAUAUCCUUCAGCUACGUUAACGAAGACGCCCACAGAGAAGAGGAAUGUACCUAUUGCACCAGCUCCUGAAAAAAAUUAUGUCACACACGAUACGCCGCCAAAUCUACAGUACAGAAAGAAGGUGCACUUUAGGACGAACCCUUACACCGGACCUCAGGCCGCGUCCAUCGCGAGACGUAACGCUCGGGAACGUAAUCGUGUGAAGCAAGUGAAUGAUGGAUUCAACGCGCUGCGCCGACACCUGCCAGCCUCGGUUGUUGCUGCCUUAUCAGGUGGAGCGCGAAGAGGGUCCGGGAAGAAACUCAGCAAAGUUGACACACUAAGGAUGGUGGUUGAAUAUAUAAGGUACCUGCAACAACUCCUUGAAGAAAGCGACGCUGCUUUAGGUAUUACAAGAGAUCAGGAAAAUAGAGAAAAUAUUCCAAAUGGUAGUACUUUGCAACCGAUGACCUCAAUAGACAUGGACGAUGGAUUUUUCUAUGGAAGUGGAUCACCUUGUUCUGAGAAGCCAGAUUCCCCUGCGCCUUCUGAGUGUUCAUCGGGGGUGUCGUCGGCGUACUCAGCUGAUCGUUACGAGGUCACCACGACGACGCAACAACAGCUCGGCCCUAUGGACGAAGAUGAGCUGCUAGACGUCAUCUCGUGGUGGCAACAGAAAUAACAAUCAUAUGUAUCGUUGUGAGUGACACAACUGGAACCAACCCUCCGAAAACGAAGUUCAUUAUUUAUUAAUAGUGCAAAUUAUCGUUUAAACAUACGAAAAGACUCUUGUAUAUCUAGUCAAAUCAAUAGUGCCUUCAAUAUUAGAUCUUAAGACUUAGUUUUAAUUGCGGGGUAAUUUAUCAAGUUUUGGAUUUCUGUACUGACUUUUUGUAGGCAGACAAAACAUAUGACUGCUUAACUUUUGAAUGAAGUUCCAUAUUCGAACGGGGAGUUUUUUUUUUUAUUUCUAAGUGCACUUUUUAAGUGUUGACUGUAUAAAAUACCUCUAAAUUGUGUCGAUGGUUUCAAAGACAAUGAUUGUUUGGUAUAAGGCUGUUAAUAAAAUACUUUUAGUGUAAUUUGUAAAACAAAUGGUCGAUAGUACACGUUACCUUUUACUGAUAUUACCGAAACUGUAAGAACGCAUUUUGUAUUAUCGGCCGAGUCGAUGAUAUUGUAAAUAUACCUUAAUUAGUUGUAAGUUUAGCUUAAGAAAUUAAAACUAUUUAUUGAAUCGA